UGUAACUGCGUCUGAAGGAUGUGAGAGAUAAGUGGAAAGUCCCUAACACUGGAAAUCCCCUUUGUCUGCCUGGGCUUUUCCGCAGUCUGCAUGAACUACAUUAAGUUGGAGGACGUGAUCUAUGCUUUGACAUGUAGAGUAAACAUACCAACAUAUAAUUGAUUGUGAAGAAGGCUGAAUGGCGCUGUUUGGACUGCUGCGGUUACCCUGAUUGAAGUGACAGAGGACUACCAGGAGCAUCCUUAGGGCUUUGUUGGUGGUCUUAUUGUACAGUUCUGCAUUGGUACACGUUACAUCUGGUGAACACCAUGUCCCAGGGACAGAAUUUCCUGCCCAAGUUCCUCUUUGUGAGUAACCUGCUGAAAGCGGUCAAGAUCCGGGAGCGGGUGCCCAACGAUGUAGUGAAGCCUGCGGGCAGUGAAAGCCUGAUGCACCACCUGCGGGGCAUGCACCGGUACACACUGGAAAUGAUCAGCAUGAGCCAGUUCCCUCAGGCCUUCCAACAGGUCAUUCAGGCAGCCAUCUUGGACAGGGCCAUGCAGAGCUCCCUAGAGCAGGAGAAGAAGCUCAACUGGUGCCACGAGGUCAAGAAAAUGGUACCACUGAGGACCAAUGGAGAUGGGAACUGUCUUCUUCAUGCUGCCUCUCAGUACAUGCUGGGGGUGCAGGACACAGACCUGGUCCUGAGGAAGGCCCUGCACAGUGUGCUCAAGGAGAACGAAACAGGCAACUUUAGAGCCCGUUUCCAGACAGAGCUACUGCAGUCUCAGGAGUUCACCCAGACUGGCCUGCGUUACAGCACUAUGAAUUGGGAGGAGGAAUGGGAGAAGAUCAUCAAGAUGGCUUCGCCUGUGUCCAGCCGCAAUGGGCUGCAGUUUGACUCCCUGGAGGACAUGCACAUCUUUAUCCUCUCUAACAUCCUCCGCAGGCCCAUCAUCAUCAUCGCAGACCAGGUGCUGCGCAGCAUGAGGUCCUGCUCCUCCUUCUCUCCCCUCAACGUGGGGGGCAUCUACCUUCCUCUGCACUGGCCUCCAAGGGAGUGCUACAAGUACCCCAUAGUGCUCGGCUACGACUCCCAGCACUUUGCCCCCCUCAUCACCAUCAAAGACAGUGGCCCAGAGAUCCGAGCAGUGCCGCUGAUCAACCCGGGCCGCGGGGGCUUCGAGGAGCUCAACGUGCACUUCUUGAUGGAGAAGGAGCAGACGCAGAAGGAGAGGCUUCUGAAGGACUACCUAAUGCUGAUGGAGAUCCCUGUCAUUGGACUGGGCUACGAUACCACACGCAUCAUCAACGCUGCCAGGCUGGAUGAAGGGAACCUACCUGAGGACAUGAACCUGAUGGAGGACUACCUCCAGUUGGUCAACCACGAGUACAAGCGCUGGCAGGAGGACAAGGACCAACUGUGGGCCCCCCACCCCCAUAGACCACCCCCCUUCUCCGUGUCUCAGCUGUCCCUCAUCGAGAUCCGAUGUGCCACACCACGGUGCACCUUCUACGUCUCCGUGGACACCCAGCCACACUGCCACGAGUGCUUUGAGAAACGCCAGGGCCAGCCUAACGGGAGGAUAGAGGCUGCCCCUACGAAAGGCGGAAAUCAGGCUUGUGAGCCAGGGUGUAGUAGUAGAGUACGGCCCAGCCCUUCUGGCUACCUGGCGGUGUUAUCCAGCCCGCUCUCCGUCGCUACACCGCGCUCGGCGUCCUGCUGUUACAGCGAAACCCACGCCAUGAAGUGCAAGAUGCCUGGCUGCGUUUUCACCCGCAGCAAGGAGCACAAUGGUCUGUGUGAACGCUGCUUUAACAGCCGGCAGAAUGCACCAGGAAGGUGCGGCAUGUGCCACCAGGAGGCCUUCAGGAUAUUUAACGGACUGUGCCCCCCUUGCUUCCAGAGUACUGGCACAGAGCGGGGUGAGGAGCCCCAGCCGCCGGCAGCAGCGUCCUCUUCUGGGUCGCUAUGGACCCAGCCCCCGCCCAGGGAAUCUGAGUGCUCGGGCCGACCCUGUAAAAGGUCGGGAUGCCAGUUCUUUGGGACUCAACAGAAGCGUGGAUUCUGCACCAUCUGCUAUGUGGACUAUCAGACCAACCACCUAGGGACCCUUCCUCCUCCUGCUCCAAUCCAGACUCGCCACACGUCGGAGGCAGGCUACCAGAAUGCUUCGCGCUGUCAGGGCCUGGGGUGUGGGGCCAUGGGCAAUGCCAUGCUGGAGGGCUACUGUAACAAGUGCUUCUUUAUCGAGCAGAGCUCCAGGUUCAACCAGAAUGCUACCAGGGCUCCCGGGGCCCACUCCCCUCCGCUGGUCAUGCGGACUGCUAAACCAGAACAAGACAAACCCAGAAAGACCCAGACCCAGGCCACGUGCAGGUGGAAUGGCUGCAGUAACUUCUCCCCCGGCUGCACAGACCCGUGUCCAGAGUGCCGGGCCACACGGGGGCAGAGAGAGAGCCGCAGGGAGAGGGCAGGGGCACCUAAGGAGACGAUGAAGCAGAGUUGUAAAGCCCAAGGCUGUGACCACUAUGCCAACAUAGAGAAGCAAGGCUUCUGUAACGAAUGUGACCACUUUAAGCAGGUCUACAGGGGGUGAGCCCAAAGAUUUGGGGAAGAUUAAAAUGGUCGUGCCACCAUGCUAGUCAAAGCAUCUCUGGAACUAGUGACCCUAAGGCCAGACGCCCGUUUUAACAUGUGCUCAUGAAGAGAAAAGAGCAGAGGCAGUAGAAAUGGCAGGCAGAAUACCUCUUAGUGCAAUUAUUAUUAUCCCACAUGUACAGGAUGAAAGGUGAGGUAUACGUGUCAGACAACGGACAACGUGUACAGUAUCAUGCUGUACUACUGAUUGUAUCUUGAAAAAGCGCAAUACGUAAGCUGCUUAAUAAUACGGCCAAGCAAUCGACCAAAAGUCUGACAACUGCAAAGUUGUGCCAAAGCCAUCACGACCACUAACAAAAUGAGAGUUUGGUCAGUAGAAAUGUGGUUUAAACAGGAUUAGGUACAGUCAAAACUGUUCCAUACCUAGACAGCUAAUGUACAGUAUCUGAGUGAUUGUGAGUGGGCAGUACCCUUAAGUACUGAAUGGUGCUACUUGAACAGAAGUCAAAUGUAGAGGUUAUGUUACAUGACAGAGAAAAACAGUAGUUAAAACUCAAUAAUAUUCAACCUCAGUACAUAUGCUGUUGUGUUCUUGUUUUCAACCUCUCCCACCACCACAUAGAUGUCUGCUGGCAGUACAUAUGCUGUUGUGUUCUUGUUUUCAACCUCUCCCACCACCACAUAGAUGUCUGCUGGCAGUACAUAUGCUGUUGUGUUCUUGUUUUCAACCUCUCCCACCACCACAUAGAUGUCUGCUGGCAGUACAUAUGCUGUUGUGUUCUUGUUUUCAACCUCUCCCACCACCACAUAGAUGUCUACAGGCAGUACAUAUGUCGUUGUGACGUUGUUUGCUGUCGACCACUUUUUGUAUCUCUACUGUAGAAGUCCAAGUUAGCGCUUGCCCUGAGAGUUGUACCAUGUUACAGUGUGUUCUCUAUGUGGUAAUGCUGGGCAAUUACCUUCACACAGACUCCUAGUUAAUGAGUUACUUAUAGAUGAGAGCAGAGUUCAGUUGAUCUCGUCCAAUGGGAUUGCCAGUGAGGAAAGGAGUGUGUGUUUGGAGGUAAGGAAGGAGAACAUAAAGGCAGGAGCAAUCCCCGUACAGCUCAACACCCCAUUCAGAGGAGGGAGAACAUAAAGGCAGGAGAAAUCCCCGUAGAGCUCAACACCUCAUUCAGAGGAUGGAGGGAGGGAGAACGUUAACAAACACCUGUGGGGAAAAACAGCAACACAGCCCUUAGCUUGGUUCAUACCUUGUAGCUGUGGCAUGUCUGGACCCCAGGAAGAGUAGCUGCUGCUUUGGCUGCAGCUGAUGGGGAUCCAUAAUAAAUACAAAUACAAGCCUGCAGUAAAAUACCUCACCACCCAUAGAACUUGGCCUGCAGUAUAGUACCUCUUUAUCGUAGGGGCUCUGCUGAAAUCUGCUCUGCUCACAUGAUGCCUCACUCUACUACUCUGUUCGAUAUAAAACUGACAUGCCUGUGUUUUCUUCUUUUAAACCUAUAUAUUUGAACUGACAUUUCCUUCCUGCCCAAAAACAUGCCAUCGUCUUCAAAGCAUUGAUUUGACCUCUUAACUAAGGCAUCGUUGAAGUCUGUUCAAUAUGCAUAUCCGACAUCUGUUCAAUAUGCAUAUCUGACGCCUGCAAAAAAUGUAUUUUGUUGAUUAGACUUAUGGCAGCCUAGAUAUAGAUCUGCGCUUUAAGAAGAUGAUACACAUAAUAUAAUAUAUUACAAGGGUAAUUAGUUGUCAGUACAUGCUCUUUGGUUAUGGGUCUGAACCCCGUUCAGACCACUACAUACUACACAAUACUUAAUAAGCUGCUCUGGUACUUUCCUUGAGAUACAUAGGGACGACAUUCCAAUCUUACACAUAAACAUGCAAAGUUGUAACAAAACAUGCAAAAGUUGUGAGACAUUUUUGUGUAACCUGUCAAUAAUAGGGUAUUGUAUGAAAAGCUUUGUUUUGUUAAGUAUUUAUUAAUAUCAAAUAAUAUCUGUACUGUGCGUUUCGAUACUUAUUUAUAUGUCCUGAAAUUAAUUAUUUUUAUUAAGAAAA
Messenger RNA from Oncorhynchus nerka (sockeye salmon), 4639 nucleotides. RefSeq names its product tumor necrosis factor alpha-induced protein 3-like. Gene Ontology annotation, cellular component: nucleus; cytoplasm. The transcript has 9 exons. The coding region runs from base 309 to 2579 and encodes 756 amino acids. NCBI's taxonomy places the organism in Eukaryota, Metazoa, Chordata, Actinopteri, Salmoniformes, Salmonidae. Gene Ontology annotation, molecular function: cysteine-type deubiquitinase activity; zinc ion binding; K63-linked polyubiquitin modification-dependent protein binding. The record is from RefSeq and is a predicted model, not a curated record. Gene Ontology annotation, biological process: protein K33-linked deubiquitination; positive regulation of Wnt signaling pathway; protein deubiquitination involved in ubiquitin-dependent protein catabolic process.